GAGGGAGGACCAGGGCAGUGUGUGGGGAGAGAGAGAGCAACAACGGAGCCACUUCAGCCGAGCUACCGCUGCCUGGCCCCCGGCCAGGGGGUACGGUUCUCCGCGAAGGAUUGGCUCGUCUUUCCCUCUCCCUCCUCCCUCCCUCUCCCUCUCUCUCUCUCUCACUCUCACUCUUCGUUUUUCUCCGGCUCCCAGAGAUACGCACAUAACACACCAGGCAGACAACACCCCCGGGCUAAGAGGCCAACUCAAAAAACAGCCGAGACGGGAUUCCGCAACAGCCGGGGAGGAAAACUUCCCCGCUUGUCUGCCUGAGGGCUGUCAUUUCUCCCGGUUCGUGGUGUUUAUUUUCCCUGAGAGGCGCGGAGGAGGAGGAGGGGAGACGGCACAAGUUUUUUUUUUCUUCACUUACUUGCUGAAGUUCGGACCGGACCCGACCCGACCCGACCCGUCGCACGGCGCUAUGCGGACGGACCGCCGGGCGCGGACGGUCCCGUUGCCCCUCCGUCUGGCGUGAAGGAGCCGCCGCCGAGCUUGAGGGGGGUUGGUUUUGGCAGUAGCCGGUGUUUGGACGGGCGGAGAGUUUCCGCGGGAGGCAGCCUCCCCGAACCGAGCUUGGGUGGUGCGGGGAGCCCGAGGCUGGCUUGAGAAGGGACCGUAAGAGAGAGGAGAGGCCGUCGUACGGCUCUCUUUCCGGCGAGGCUCCCUCCUCCUCCUCCCCCCCCGAUCUCACCCCGCAUCGGCGGGCCGAGGAUGCCAGCAUGAGCCCCCGUCUCCUCCUCCUCCUCCUCCUGUGGCUGGUCGUGCAGCGCCUGGGGCGGGCGGCCGAGCGCCCCUCGGCCCGGGAGCGCUUCAAGGUGGUCAUCGCGCCGCUCAUCUGCAAGCGGACCUGCCUGAAGGGCCAGUGCCAGGACACCUGCGAGCAGGGCAGCAACACCACGCUCAUCGGCGAGAACGGCCAGUCCGCCGACACGCUCACCGGCAACGGCUUCAGAGUGGUGGUGUGCCCCCUCACCUGUCUGAACGGCGGGCAGUGCAGCUCCCGCAGUCACUGCCUGUGCCCGCCCGGCUUCACGGGCCGCCUGUGCCAGUUCCCCCUCCACCAGGGCGGGCAGGGGGCGGGCGCGGGGGGCCCGGCUGGCGGGGCGGGGGAGCAGCAGGGGGGCAAGCACGGCGCGUACGCCCCCCAGGUGCUGCCUGAUGCCAAGAACCCGGGAGAGCAGCCUGGCGCGGGCGGCCAGCUGGCACAGACCCACUCCACCUUCACCCUGCCGAUGGGGCCCGGCGCCGGACACCACUCUUCAGAAGUGCAGGUCAAGGUGCGGGUGCACCACCCGCCGGACGCCUCCGUCGUCAUCCAGCCCUUCGAGCAGCCGGAGUCCAAGGCCUCCCACAAGCCCCCGGCCCGCCUCCCGCCCCAGACGCACAAGCCCCGGGGGCGGUGCUUCCAGGAGACCACGCCCAAGCAAGCCGUGAGCCCCGCCCCCCCUCCGCCGUCGCCCGGGACGCACGCGCAGGCCGCUGAGGCGCGUUUCCGGUCUCACAGGCUGGGGUUGACAAACUCCGGAGUCCCCAAGACCGGAUCCAUCAUCGGGGAGGUGGGCCCCACGUGUCCCCAGGGCUACAAGAGACUCAACAGCACGCACUGCCAAGACAUCAACGAGUGCACCAUGCAGGGCGUGUGCCGGAACGGCGAGUGCCUGAACACUCAGGGCAGCUUCCGCUGCGCCUGCAAGCCCGGCUUCGUCCAGGAGAGGGCGCGCUGCGUGGACGUUCCGGGAGAAACGGGGCCCUGCUACCGCAUGGUGACGGUGGAAGGCCAGUGCGAGCACGCCCUGCCCACCGAGCUGACCCAGGAGAUGUGCUGCUGCACCGUGGGCAAGGCCUGGGGCCGGGGUUGCGAGACUUGCCCGCAGGUUGGCACAGCUUCCUUCACCAAGAUCUGUCCGGCAGGGAAGGGCUACAGCCUGCAGAGUUACCGGCAAAUCGUGUCCAUUCAGCCCCAGAACUUCCACCCGGGAGCAGCUGAGCAGGGCCCCAAGCAGCCUGGCAAGCCUGCCCUGACGCCCAAGCCCAUGGAGCCAGAUCGCAAACCCACGCCUCCCCGGAAGAAUGAUUCUGAGGACCCGGAGGCGACCACCGUGGUCCAGCCGGCGUCCAGCAGCACCCACCGUCCACGCUUGCAAGAGGUCAUGUCCAGGCCCACCCUUUCUCCCGUGGUGAACGUGCCGGCGGAACCGCACCCCAAGAUGCCAAUGGAGAUCGGGCAGACCAAGUUCACCCAGACGGACGAAUGCAGGCUGAACAGGAACAUCUGUGGCCACGGAGAAUGCAUCAACUCUGCCAACGGCUUCGCCUGCCUCUGCAACACUGGGUACAAGGCUCACGCCCAGAGGAAGUACUGUGUGGACGACAACGAGUGCGAGGCGGAGCCCUGCGGCAGUGGGCGGGGCCAGUGCAUCAACACGGGCGGGUCC
Lepisosteus oculatus (spotted gar) is the source of this 2477-nucleotide messenger RNA. The record is from RefSeq and is a predicted model, not a curated record. Lineage: Eukaryota; Metazoa; Chordata; Actinopteri; Semionotiformes; Lepisosteidae.